Aspergillus saccharolyticus JOP 1030-1 is the source of this 890-nucleotide messenger RNA. RefSeq names its product putative stress response RCI peptide. Bases 1 to 480 code for a protein of 159 amino acids. The transcript is spliced from 2 exons. Gene Ontology annotation, biological process: endosome transport via multivesicular body sorting pathway. The record is from RefSeq and is a predicted model, not a curated record. Lineage: Eukaryota; Fungi; Ascomycota; Eurotiomycetes; Eurotiales; Aspergillaceae. Gene Ontology annotation, molecular function: ubiquitin protein ligase binding. Gene Ontology annotation, cellular component: fungal-type vacuole lumen; fungal-type vacuole membrane.
AUGUGUGGUUCAGACAUUUUCCUAGCAAUCCUCGCCGUCUUUUUCCCCCCAGUUGCGGUGUGGAUCAAAGUAGGCAUUUGUACGGCCGACUCACUCAUUAACCUUGCUCUUUGCUGCCUGGCCUAUAUCCCGGGCCUCCUGCACGCCUGGUACAUUAUCCUCAAGUACCCCGAGCCAGACUAUGAUGAUAACAACUACGCGCCUCUUCCCAACCACGGAGGCGACGCCGAGAACGGUCGCGUCACAUAUUACUAUGUUUCUCACCAACCCAUCCAGCACCCAUCACAGCGGGGAUAUGGCACCAUGCCUUCACAGCAACCCCAGGCAGGGCAUGCGCAGUCUCAACAGCAACACCCCGCACCGCAACAACAGCACGAAAAUGCCCGAGGAGGCGCCAGCAGCAGCGGCGAUCAUGCUGACUCGCGACCACCUCCCACGUACGCCGAAGCUGUCAAGGGAGACAACAAAGUGCAACACUGAAUGGGUAAGCUGUGGAUGAAGGGGGCAUGAUGCAGUUGCUUCGCAACGGUUGCUAUAGGUUGCCUCAGAAGACUGCUUGCGGCUCCCGAAGAGACCAGUGAAGGAAUGCUUUGCAUCUCCGUGUGCUCUUACUCCUCACUGGACAUUACGAACACUUUGCUUACAACGAAUGGUAAUGGAUAAUGACACUGUGAUAUAUUAUUUGCUCAAUUGUCUUUGAUCACCACGGCCACCCGGUACUCUCCAGGUGGAACAGUCUCGGGGAACCGCUCUCUGAUCUGGUUCCUGAAUGUGCUCCUAUGAUAAUAAACAGGGGAAGUUAUAUUAGUUCUAGUGGUAGCUCUAGGUUCGCACAGAUUAUUCAUGUUCUUUAGUAUGUUAAAACGCGCGAACAAUUUAACCAUAAUCCC